AUGGAAGCAACCCUAGGCCAAACAUGGGACAGAUACAAAAGCUUGUUGAGAAAGACGCAUGUGCAUGGUUUUGAUGAUACAGUUGUAGUUCUUUCAUUCCUUGGAGGUCUUGGCACUCAAACAAAGCUUAUGCUAGAUGCCUCAGCUGGAGGUAAUAUUAAGCAAAAGACUGCGGAGGAAGCCUAUGAGUUGAUAGAAAGCAUGGUGGCUAAUGAUAAUGAAACUCAUAGUGAAAGGGGCGUGCUACUACAACAAAAGGGAAGGAGGCCCAAGAAGAAGUCAACUACAUGGGCAAUCAAUUCCAAUACCGCCAAGGUAUCUGGUUUAAAUAACAGUACUAGCAGGUUGGAGGAGAUGUUUGAGAAAAUUAUGCUGGAGCAAGACUCCACCAUAAAACACAACGAGGCUGGCUUCAGAAAUUUUGAGAUGCAGAUUAGUCAAUUGGCUAAAAGGUUGGAGGAUAAAGCAGAUAAUCAAUUUAGGGCUAAUAUUGAGGUUAACCCUAAAGAAGAUUGUAAGGCCAUAGUGAGUGUUGUUGAGAUUCCUGUUUAUGCUAGGCGUAUCAAGCAUUACCUUGGUGAAAAGAUAGAUUUUGAUAAGAAAUUUAAUGAUGAACAGGGAAGUUGUAGUGACGUGUUGGAGAAAGUAAGUCCUCCUAAAGUGAAAGAUCCAGGAGGUUUCAAAGUUCCUUGCACUAUUAAGAGUGUGAAGAUAGGGAAAGCCCUACUUGAUUUAGGGUCAAGCAUUAAUAUGAUGCCCCUAUUUAUGCUAAAAAAGAUUGGUUGUCUCCGAUUGAAGCAACCAAAGGUAUCCUUGAUAAUGGCAGAUGGAUCAUCAAAGAAACCCUAUGGUGUGGUGAAGGAUGUUGUGAUGCGCAUAAGAAGGCUUAAAUUCCUGGUUGACUUUGUGGUCAUGGAGAUGAAGGAGGAUGAAAAGAUCCCUAUCAUUCUUGGAAGGUCUUUCAUGAAGGCGGCUAAAGUAGUCAUCAAUGUGGAUGACGGGUUGAUUAUGAUGUUUUUAAAGAUAAGAAGAUUCAAGUUAAGAAGAUAG
Messenger RNA from Vigna radiata var. radiata (mung bean), 1050 nucleotides. RefSeq lists its product as uncharacterized. The record is from RefSeq and is a predicted model, not a curated record. Lineage: Eukaryota; Viridiplantae; Streptophyta; Magnoliopsida; Fabales; Fabaceae. The transcript is spliced from 4 exons. The coding region runs from base 1 to 1050 and encodes 349 amino acids.